Molecule: messenger RNA, 2932 nt
Organism: Labrus mixtus (cuckoo wrasse)
Lineage: Eukaryota; Metazoa; Chordata; Actinopteri; Labriformes; Labridae
Gene: zbtb49
Product: zinc finger and BTB domain containing 49
Exons: 8
Coding region: 190-2565 (791 amino acids)
Biological process (GO): regulation of transcription by RNA polymerase II
Cellular component (GO): nucleus
Molecular function (GO): DNA-binding transcription factor activity, RNA polymerase II-specific; RNA polymerase II cis-regulatory region sequence-specific DNA binding; protein binding
Source: RefSeq, a predicted model, not a curated record
CUGUCAUUUGAAAAUAAUGAUGAGAUUUCUGAUAGUAUUUGUGUGUUUGUGCAGCACGAAAUACAGGCUAGCUGAACCAGGAAGUGAUAUGACGUUACUGCUCUCGAAAAGUGACCCAUCAUCCAAAUAAAAGGAUGACUGCAGAGUACAAUUUUGAUGUAGAAGUUGGAAACUGACAGCUGAGUGACCAUGGACCCUCUGUCCAGCCACAGCUCCUACCUCCUCCAGCAGCUCCAGGAGCAGAGGAUUCAGGGGCUGCUGUGUGACUGCAUGCUGGUGGUCAAAGGUGUCUGCUUCAAAGCCCACAAAAACGUCCUGGCUGCUUUCAGCUCUUAUUUCAGGUCUUUAUUCCAAAACUCCCCCAGUCAGAAGAACGAGGUGUUUAACUUGGUUAUCCAGGAUGUAGGUGGCAUCGGGCAAAUAUUGGACUACAUGUACACCUCCCAUCUUGACGUCAACCAAGAUAAUGUUCAAGCACUCCUGGACAUCGCCCAGUGUUUGCAGGUUCCAAAUGUGCAGAGCAUGUGCAAUGCUUUCCUGAAGCCUUGUCCUCCUCCAGUGGAAAUCUCAUCAUUUUCUCUACCGGGCAUGCUGAGCUCUGAGCAUGACUGCCUCCUGGGGAGCGGUCUUCCUCAUGAUGUUGAUCUACACUGUUCCUCUGAAACCCAGAGGCCUGGCUUUGGUAGUGAUAUGGACCACACUAAAAAGAUGCCUGUCUCUGUGCCUAAUAGCAGCCUAAACUGUGACACAGCUAGCAGCUCUCAGGCACCCAUCGAAAAACAGCUUGUCCAUGGUUACAAGCUCCGUAACUUCUACAGUAAACAGUACUUCAAACAAAGUGCAAUUCAAACUAAUAUGGCUGCCUCAAAUCAAGGCCCAAGCCCUUUGGUGCUGGUGGAAGAGCAGCAGUGUCAGCCAGAGGUCAGCAACACUACCAUAUGCUCAGGAAACCCCGCUCAGCCCAUCCCUCCUUCCACAUCUGUGGCAGCUGAGAAAAACAAUGUCUCCUCUCUUACACCCUCAGAUAAUUUAAUCACCCCUAACUCCAACUCAGUAGACUCCCUGCUCAACAAGCCAGUGCGCCCAAAGAAGGCGGUGUACCUGAAGAAAUACAAUUACCUCCGCUCUCAGAAAGCUUUGGAGGAGAUGUUUGCAGAAUCAGUCAGUGAACCUGUCCUCAGCUGCCCCAAAGAGAGCCAUCAAAAUGAGCCUGUGCUCCAGGCUGAAGCUCCACAAGCUCCUGUCGAAGACCAUAAUGAAGCCCAGGAGGAGGUAACAGAGACCGCAACAGAUGCACAACUUCCUAGUCUGCCUGUCAACCAAGACGAGCAAAAUGUUGAGACUGCACACGAGCCACAGCAGCAGACAGGACAAAAGCAAUAUUGUUGUGAGGUGUGUGGGAAGAUCUUCAAACACCCGAGCAAUCUGGAGCUUCACAAGCGCUCACAUACAGGGGAGAAGCCCUUUCAGUGUAAUGUUUGUGGGAGAAACUUCUCACAGGCUGGAAACCUGCAGACACAUUUGCGGCGACAUUCGGGAGAGAAACCGUACAUCUGCGAGUUAUGCGGUAAAAGCUUUACAGCAUCAGGGGAUGUCCAACGUCACAAAGUGGUCCACACAGGAGAGAAGCCACAUCUGUGUGAUAUAUGUGGUCGAGGAUUUAACAACUUGAGCAAUCUCAAGGAGCACAAGAGGACUCAUGCCACAGACAAGACAUUCACAUGUGACCAGUGUGGAAAAUCCUUCAACACGCACCGAAAGCUUCUGAAGCACAAAGCCCGCCACGCUGGGGAAAAACCACACAGCUGUGCCACCUGUGGGAAGUGUUUUAUCGGCUCAGGAGACCUGCAGCGUCACAUACGCUCACACACUGGUGAGAAGCCUUAUGUCUGUAACGCAUGUGGAAAGAGCUUCACCCGCUCUGCCAUGUUGAGGAGACACAGCACCUCACACUGUAAAGGUGCUCUGGCUGACAACUCAGGAACAGACAACUCUGACCCACCCCCAAGCUCAGAUGGAGCGGCCUCAGUCCCCGGCCCUGGCAGCCACAGUAACCCUCCUACAGCAACCAGUGCGGAGCAUUUUCCCAGCGUGUUGCCCCAUUCAGGGUUAGAGAAACCAUCCUCUUGUACUCCUUCACCAUCACAACCAGCACCUCAUCUUGAGACUCCGUCCCCCAGCAUGCAACUCAGCACAGCUCCUACUCCCACCCCGCUCCCAGAGCUUCGCUCACUGGUGCCCCACCACCUCCUCUCCUCCACGCACCAGGAGAGGACUGCAGCUCUGCCUGCUACAGACCACAUGAAGCUGGCAAAGCCCCACGUGCCUCAGGAGGUGGUGUAUGGUCCGUAUGUGGAAAACGAGAACAUGUCCGUGGAGAUGGGACGAGGAAUGGUAGGGAGGCAGUACCUACCUCCCACAGAAAAUCACUGCAGUUCACUUACUUCCUCCAGCAGGCCCAGUGGUGGAUCCUACAGGUCCAGUGAAGGCCAGUUUAUCUCCAGUGUGACUCUGUGGGGCCUGGCAAUGAAAACUUUGCAAAAUGACAACGACAUGGACCAGUAAAACAUUUCAUGUUUUUUUUCUUCAAGGGUGUGCAGCUUGUUGCUGAUUUCAAUUGUUAUUCAAUGGCUCAUGAUUUUUUAAAACAGAUAUAUCAAAGUAUAAACAUUGUAGCUCCUAAGAUGGAGCAAACAUGAAAUAAAACUACUUCCUUGUUUUUCUUAGCAUAAAGAAAUCACUAAUCCACCUGAAGUCAUGAUGGGUAAUAACGGCUGUUGCACUUUCUUGAAAUGAUAUUAAUUCUCUUGCGACAUUCCAGUCAGUGAUGUCAGCACAGGUAACUGAUAGAGAUCUCAGUAUCACAUAUCAGGGAUCGGGCCACUUUCCUAUUGUGUGGGAAUAAAUGGAAGGCUGUGGAGCUUCAAACUGA